Molecule: messenger RNA, 1034 nt
Organism: Cucurbita pepo subsp. pepo (vegetable marrow)
Lineage: Eukaryota; Viridiplantae; Streptophyta; Magnoliopsida; Cucurbitales; Cucurbitaceae
Product: protein LIGHT-DEPENDENT SHORT HYPOCOTYLS 3
Biological process (GO): mRNA transcription; response to light stimulus
Cellular component (GO): nucleus
Source: RefSeq, a predicted model, not a curated record
CUCUCUCUUUGUGUACAGUUUGGAUGAGAGGGAAUGGAAGAACAAUCCCAUCAAUCACCAAAAAACUUAGUUGUUCUACCUUUUUUAGAAAACCCCAAACAAAACCAAUAUCCUUUCAACUACACAAAUCCAACCAAAUCCACAAACAACACACCCUUCUUCACAUCUUCUUCCCAAUCUCAUCAAAAAUCCACCUUUUAAUUAACCCUCCUCACCUUCUUCCUUGCAAUCCCCAUAUCACUGCCCUAUAACAACAACAACAACAACGCCCUCAUUUUGUCUCUUCAAAAAUCAGCUGCAAGCAACCGUCUUUAACAAACAAAACCAAACAAGAAAAGGAAAGGAAAUUAGGAUGGACUUCUCCGGGAGUAGCAGCAAUAGCAACAACAACAACAUCGCCAUGAACCACCAGCACUCCGCAACAGCCUCCUCUUCCAGCAGCAGAUAUGAGAAUCAAAAGCGCCGUGACUGGAAAACUUUCGGUCAAUACCUCAACAAUCAUCGCCCACCGCUCGCCCUCUCACGAUGUAGCGGCGCUCAUGUCCUCGAAUUCCUCAGGUACCUAGAUCAAUUUGGAAAGACGAAAGUGCACACACCCAUCUGCCCUUUCUACGGCCUUCCGAACCCUCCCGCACCCUGUCCAUGCCCUCUUCGGCAGGCGUGGGGGAGCCUCGACGCUUUGGUGGGACGCCUUCGAGCCGCUUUUGAAGAGAAUGGAGGGAAGCCUGAAGCCAAUCCAUUUGGGGCUAGAGCUGUGAGGCUGUAUCUUCGUGAGGUUCGUGAUUUGCAGUCAAAGGCCAGAGGGAUCAGCUACGACAAGAAAAGAAAGCGCCCACCAUCUCAACACCCCUUGCCUCCUCCUCACACUGCACCUUCAUGAGAUCAAAUCCAUAUCACAAAAGAACCAAAAUUUCCCCAAUUGGGUAUUGCUCUAAACCUCUUCCAAAAUCAUGCCUUUUAUUUAUCUCUCUUUUUUUCCAUUGCUAAAUCAAAUAAGUUGCGGAUUUUCACUCUCUCUUCUUCGGCUAGGGUUU